GAGCAGUGUUGUUCCGCGUUUUCUACGGAAGGCUGUUGAAGAUCAGGGCAGUAUUCGGCGUUACAGCCACUAAAUGUGUCGAUGAGGCUUGUACAGGGUUUUAUAUGAUACCAAGAUGCCGGCCGGGUGCUGAUUUCAUGAUCGAAAGAGACAUUAAUCCCCACUGAGACGACAACUAUCUAAAGGGGACCUAAAGUGUCCGGUUUUUCAUGGCUCGGUAAGCGGAUGCAACAAUAUGCCGAUGAUUUUCACAGCAUCUGGCACUAACCCUCGGCUCAGAGUGCGUAUCGUUAGAGAGGAAGCUCACAGAUCCCAAACAUCUAGUCAUCGGAAGAUGACAGACUGAAAGAUCACGUUUCUUUGGCUAUUUUUGUCAGUCGUGUGAAAUUAACAACAUGUGUGAAAUGGAGCCUUUUUCGCCAGUCGAUCGGGUUUGGUGGAUAUAUCAAACCAAGCCUUCAUAUUCAUCUUAAACUGAAAUUUAGCAAAACCGAUUUUACACCGAGGCCUAUGUUUAAAUUGACUCUUCUUAUCGUUAUGUCAAGCAUUUAAAAUUGUCUUUACAUUCAUACUCGGGGCGAGAACACACCAGCCCUGUGCAAUUUAAAUGGAGAAUUCCGUUUGGAUGUUAUUUGUGUUAUUUUAGAAAUCAAUUUUCUUGUUCAGUAGAGUGUUGUUUAGAGCGCAACAUGUAGCCUGUUUCCUGGACGCGCUCUAUGAAAUGAGCAACACUCCAGCGUAGAGCUCCGGGGAUAUUAUCCUCUUAAAACACAGACGCUAUCUACUCAAGGGACACAUUUUUUCUGAACUACAUGCCGUCUUUUCAUAUGGACAGUCAAACCCCAGCCUAGGCUACAUGUCGGUAUUUGGGUUCGUUUUUUCCUUUUCCGCUGGUCAUCAAGAAGUUGGACUAUUGGGACCGGAGCUGCGUGAGAGACCGCAGCCGCGUGAGAGAUUGUACUAUAUGUAGUUUUGAAGGUUGAAUGGAAGGGGCUUUGCCCACUACCGUGCCCCUUCUGCAUUCCACCUUCCCGGUGUUUUUCUUAUGUUACUUUUCGCCAUGGAAACCCCACGUGAACGAUGGCGCCGACUCCAGUGGACCGAGAACGGAGAUAGGAAAUAAACACCAAGGUUUUUUUUUAAAGGAAACAAGGACAUUCAUGUGGCACAUGUGAGCUCAAUUCAGGGACUAUGUUGGCAUUACUGCCCUUAUACCUGGACUGGUGCUUCUGAAGGAAUCGCAUCAGCCGCCAUUUGUACCCUGAGUACUUUAUGGACACAUUUGUACCCUGAGUACUUGAUAGACACUGUGAAGGGAGGUGUUAGGGUUAGAAGUGUGUGGAAGCUUAUGUGUGUUCUGUUCCUCCAGGACAGGCCUCGUCAUGGCCCAGAACCAAAAUGACCAGUCACACAAAACCAGCAUGUAGGAGUGACUGGUCAACACACAACAGGGCCUGACUGUCGGCACGGUUACAGUUAGGGUGAGCCUCUGACAAAUAAACAGAACAGGGGGAUGUUACAAAACAGGCUCUGAAGGUGAUUUUGCUCCUCCAUCAUAAGGUCACCCUAAACAGAGUUGUUGUUGUUUACAAGCCGCAGGUUUGUGUUCACCAUGCCUCGCAACCGGGCCUUCUCAGAGCCGGAGUACUCAGCAGAGUACUCUGCCGACUGCUCGGUGACGCUGCCGUCCGACCCGGGCCAGGCGGUGGGCCGGACGCACGAGGUAACGGUCCGUAGUUCUGGCUGCUGCCUCUGCCUGCCUCGCUUUAUGCGCCUCACCUUUGCCCCCGAGUCUCUGGAGAACCUGUACCAGACAUACUUCCGGCGUCAGCGCCACGAGACCCUGCUGGUGCUGGUGGUGUUCGCCGCGCUCUUCGACUGCUACAUCAUCGUGAUGUGUGCCGUGGUGUACACCGGCGACAAGAUGGCGUCAGUGGCGGUGGCGUCAGUGGGGCUGGCGUCCGACAUCCUGCUCUACGUGCUGUGUCGCUUUGGCCUGCUGCCAGGCCGUGUGACGCGCAGGGUGGUGCCCUACGCCCUGUGGGUGCUGAUUGCUGCGCAGGUGUUUUGCUACCUGGGACUGAACUACAGCCGCUGCCACCAGGCCAGCGACACGGUGGGCUGGCAGGCCUUCUUCAGCUUCUCCUGCUUCCUCACACUGCCACUCAGACUCACACCCAUCGUGCUGAUCACUGCCGUGACCUGCAGCAUUCACACCCUGGUGCUGGGGGUCACCAUCGCACAGCAGCAGCAGGAUCACAUCCAGGAGGGGGCGCUGGGGAGACAGCUCCUGGCUAACCUGGUGAUCUACAUGUGCUCCAUCACUGUGGGAGUCAUGUCUUACUACAUGGCCGACCGCAAGCACCGCAAGGCCUUCCUGGAGGCGCGCCAGUCCCUGGAGGUAAAGCUCAACCUGGAGGAGCAGAGUCAGCAGCAGGAGCGCCUGCUUUUGUCCAUCCUGCCCAAGCACAUCGCAGACGAGAUGCUGCAGGACAUGAAGAAGGAGGCCAGUCAGAAGGAGAUGCAGCAGUUCAACACCAUGUACAUGUACCGCCACCAGAAUGUCAGCAUCCUGUUUGCAGACAUCGUGGGCUUCACCCAGCUCUCCUCCUCCUGCAGCGCCCAGGAGCUGGUCAAGCUGCUCAACGAGCUGUUCGCUCGCUUCGACAAGCUGGCCGCCAAACACCACCAGCUGAGGAUCAAGAUCCUUGGAGACUGUUACUACUGCAUCUGCGGCCUGCCUGAUUACCGUGACGACCACGCCGCAUGCUCCAUCAUGAUGGGACUGGCCAUGGUGGACGCCAUCUCGUAUGUGCGUGAGAAGACCCAGACGCAGGUGGACAUGCGCGUGGGGGUCCACAGUGGCACCGUGCUGGGGGGAGUGCUGGGGCAGAAGAGGUGGCAGUAUGACGUCUGGUCCACCGAUGUCACCGUUGCCAACAAGAUGGAGGCUGGAGGGGUUCCAGGGCGGGUGCACAUCUCGGAGAGCACCAUGCAGUGUCUGCAGGGGGAGUUUGAGGUGGAGCCGGGGGAGGGGGGGGAGAGGUGUGACUACCUGAAGGAGCGAGGAAUCCAGACCUACCUGGUGGUCGUCCCCAAGGACCCCAUGGGGCGGAAUGCUAUCAAUGGAGUGAAGCUGUCUGUGACCUCGUCCAAUGGCAACUCUCCGUUGCUGAUCAACACCAGGGAGUGUAACGGGAGUGUGAACACAGCCUGCACCACACCUGAGGAACCAGAGGACCUGGACACACGGGUGGUGAACCCGUCCUUCCCUAACCCCCGGCGGAGGCUGAGGCUGAGGGAUCUCGCGGAGCGCGUCAUCGAUGCCCAGGAGAACGAGCAGGAGCUCAACAAGCUGCUCAACGAGGCUCUGCUGGAGAGAGAGACCAUCCAGGCCCUGAAGGGGAGACACACCAACCCUCUGUCGCUGCGCUUCGUGGACCCAGAGCUUGAGACCAGGUAUUCUGUGGAGAAGGAGAAGCAGAGCGGCGCGGCCUUCAGCUGCUCCUGUGUGGUGCUGCUCUUCACUGCAGCCAUGGAGGCCCUCAUAGACCCACAGUUGAUAGCCAACUAUGUCACCCUGGCAGUGGGAGAGAUCCUGCUGCUCAUCCUCACCAUCUGCUCCCUGGCGGCCAUCUUCCCUCGGGUGUUCCCUAAGAAGCUGGUGUGUUUCUCCACCUGGAUGGACCACACGCGCUGGGCCAGGAAUACCUGGGCCAUGGCUGCCAUCUUCAUUCUCACCAUGGCCGACAUCGUGGACAUGCUGAGCUGCGUGUCUCCGGGGAACGCCACUGUCUCUUCGGCGGCCAUCUUGUCAGGUGCGGAGGGCUGCGUUCAGAACCCAAAAUACUACAGCUACAUGUCUGUGCUGGCGCUCAUGGCGACCACCAUGCUGGUCCAGGUCAGUCACAUGGUCAAGCUUACACUCAUGCUCCUCAUCACCGUGACGACUGGCAUCGUCAACAUCUACAGCUGGAAGGACAUCUUCGACCGCUACGACAUGGCCCGUUUCCAGGACUACCGGUCGGGGCAGGUGCCCUCCAGGUACUCCACCACCUCCAUGAUCCUCGUCAUGAUGGCCAGCCUCUACUACUUCUCUCGCCACGUGGAGAAGCUGGCUCGCACGCUGUUCCUGUGGAAGAUCGAGGUCCACGAGCAGAAGGAGAAGGUGUAUGAGAUGCGGCGCUGGAACGAGGCUCUGGUCACCAACAUGCUGCCGGAACACGUGGCCAAACACUUCCUCGGUUCCAAGAAGAGGGACGAGGAGCUGUACAGCCAGUCGUACGACGAGAUCGGGGUGAUGUUUGCCUCCAUCCCCAACUUUUCAGACUUCUACACGGAGGAGAGCAUCAACAACGGGGGCAUCGAGUGCCUCCGCUUCCUCAACGAGAUCAUCUCUGACUUCGACAGCCUCCUGGACGAGUCUCAGUUCCGUUGCAUCACCAAGAUCAAGACCAUCGGCAGCACCUACAUGGCCGCCUCUGGCGUUACCCCGGACGCCAGCUAUGGAUACGCGGGUCUGAAGAAGGAGGAGCUGUGUGAGCACGAGCGCUGGCAGCACCUGGCAGACCUGGCAGACUUUGCCUUGGCCAUGAAGAUCACACUAAUGAACAUCAACUACCAGUCCUUCAACAACUUCAUGCUACGCAUAGGUCUGAAUAAGGGGGCGGUGCUGGCGGGGGUGAUUGGAGCACGGAAGCCUCACUACGACAUCUGGGGCAACACUGUGAACGUGGCGAGCAGGAUGGAGUCUACUGGGGUGAUGGGGAACAUCCAGGUGGUGGAGGACUGCUACAUCAUCCUGAAGGGGUACGGCUUCCGCUUCGUGCGGCGGGGGCCCGUGUUUGUGAAGGGGAAGGGAGAGCUGCUCACCUACUUCCUGAAGGGGCGGGACAAACAUGGCUCCUUCAUCAACGGCUCCUCCGUCACCCUACCUCACCAGGUGGUGGACAACUCCUGAUCUCACACACACACACUCCUGAUCUCACACACACACACACACACUCCUGAU
Molecule: messenger RNA, 5011 nt
Organism: Osmerus eperlanus (European smelt)
Lineage: Eukaryota; Metazoa; Chordata; Actinopteri; Osmeriformes; Osmeridae
Gene: adcy3a
Product: adenylate cyclase 3a
Biological process (GO): adenylate cyclase-activating G protein-coupled receptor signaling pathway; intracellular signal transduction; cAMP biosynthetic process
Cellular component (GO): plasma membrane
Molecular function (GO): adenylate cyclase activity
Source: RefSeq, a predicted model, not a curated record